Molecule: messenger RNA, 1009 nt
Organism: Magallana angulata
Lineage: Eukaryota; Metazoa; Mollusca; Bivalvia; Ostreida; Ostreidae
Exons: 3
Coding region: 94-876 (260 amino acids)
Source: RefSeq, a predicted model, not a curated record
UGCAUACAACCUAGUCUGUGUUAAUGCUUUGGGAGAAAAUUUGGGGGAAAGAUUGGAAUUGUAUGACCAGUAACACAUCACUUAAGAAACGUAAUGGAGAUUAGUGUCACAUUCGCAAUUUUCUAUAUUGGGAUAUUCUACGUUCAUGAAAUUAAGGCAAUGACUACAACAUUAUGGACAACACAACCAACUAGCACUUUGUCAGAGACAACAGAAGAGUUAAUGACAACACAAACAGAACUGCAGACAACAACAACACAGAGUACGUCGUUUUCAUUAACAUCGUCAUCAACUGAGAUAACAACCACAUUACCAAAAACAACACAUUUAUCAACUGAGGAAAUAUCAACGAUAACGACAAGUAAAAUGACAACUCCACCUGAACCAACGACAUCAACAACUGAAAAAUUAACAUCAACAACUGUAACGCCAACAGCAUCUACUGAGAAAAUUACCACAUCGACUAAGGUUUUACCUGAAACAAUGACAUCAUCAACUGAAAAACUAACGUCGACGACUCAAACUCCAACAACAUCUACUGAGAAAUUAACCUCGACAGAUAUUACGUCAACAGACAAACCAUUUGUCACACAACUGUCAAAAUCAGACAAAAAUGACGGAGUAAUCGCUGCGCUAGGCACCAUUGCUGGCAUCUCCUUAGUGGCUAACGUGCUAUUGUCUAUCCUGUUGUUCAGAAGCUGUAGACGAGUAUCUAAUGAUAAUAAUACAACGCCAAUGUAUGCAAAUGAAAAUAUUUCGAAAAUUGACCAAACAGAAAUGUAUACUGUGCUGGGAAACAAGGAAGAAGGUGGAACAUACCAGACAUUAACCCACAAAAACGAAGUCAUUUAUAACAAUACAAAUACAUGCAUGUGAGAUCAUCACUUGUUGUUUAACCCUGCUUAAUUUCAAUUAGAAUAUAACUUUAAAGACAUUUUGGUUAUAUUCCAGUAAAUCAGUGCUUGUUGAAUACAAAAAAUGCAAUAACGAUAAAAGUUUUAUAAGUGCU